Messenger RNA from Pogonomyrmex barbatus (red harvester ant), 917 nucleotides. Its product is annotated as trafficking protein particle complex subunit 31. Gene Ontology annotation, cellular component: TRAPPIII protein complex; TRAPPII protein complex; TRAPPI protein complex. Gene Ontology annotation, biological process: endoplasmic reticulum to Golgi vesicle-mediated transport. Lineage: Eukaryota; Metazoa; Arthropoda; Insecta; Hymenoptera; Formicidae. The record is from RefSeq and is a predicted model, not a curated record.
AAUAUUAGCUUUAAUCGCCAGAUGUCAGAUGUGUCGCAAAAUAAUGGCGGCACAGUGUACACGAAAACAAUAUUUGGACAGUAAAAUAUUUGUACGUUUCCUGGCGAUAUAUUUGUAAAAAUUACAUAAAAAAAUUAAUUUACUUAAAGAUGUCUAGCAUAACGAUAUCUGCUAUAAGACCACGAACUAGUAUCCUCGACAAAUCCUUAAGCAAGGGAAAGGGGGAGGUUAGCUUGAGCUGUUUUGCUCUUUUAUUCUCAGAAUUGGUACAAUACUGUCAAAACAGAGUAUAUACCGUUCCAGAACUGCAAAAUAAACUGGCCGAAAUUGGAGCAGAAGUUGGGCAUAGAAUAACAGAUCUACUCGUGGUACGAGAAAAAGGUGGCAAACGCGAGAUAAAAUUGCUUAAUGUAUUGCUAUUUGUCAAAAGUACAGUGUGGAAGUCUCUGUUUGGUCGAGAGGCUGAUAAACUGGAACAUGCCAAUGAUGAUGAACGUACUUAUUACAUAAUUGAAAAAGAGUCCUUGGUAAAUAAAUUUGUAUCAGUACCCAAAGACAAAGGAAGUUUGAACUGUGCAUCUUUCGUUGCCGGUAUUGUGGAGGCUGUGCUUUGUGAUUGUGGUUUUCCCGCAAAAGUAACAGCACACUGGCACAAAGGCACCACAUACAUGGUUAAAUUUGAUGAUGCUGUUGUUGCACGUGACAAGCAAUUGGAAGAUCGAUAAUAAAGACAUUACUUUUCCUACACUAAAAAAGAAUAUAUAAUAUCUAUACAUUUAUCUUAUUAAUUAUUAUGAUAAAUCCAUAGUCUUUAUUAAACUCGUAUUAAACUUAUAUUUUAUAUGUACAUAUCUUAAAAUUGAAGUUUCUUAUAGUCAAACUUUCAUAACUAUAUGCUUAUAAAAAUCUUUAAUGUU